Messenger RNA from Coffea eugenioides, 3005 nucleotides. Its product is annotated as protein IQ-DOMAIN 32. The record is from RefSeq and is a predicted model, not a curated record. The transcript is spliced from 6 exons. NCBI's taxonomy places the organism in Eukaryota, Viridiplantae, Streptophyta, Magnoliopsida, Gentianales, Rubiaceae. Gene Ontology annotation, molecular function: protein binding. Bases 210 to 2627 code for a protein of 805 amino acids.
CAGGAGAGGGUUGAGGUCCGGCGUUCCUAAAACUUCCUCUCUCUCUCUCUCUCCCCCAGUGUGUCCUGCCUUGGGUACAAUUUCCCAUAACAAAGACCAACUUUAGAGUGACUCCAAGCAGUAGAAGUUCUACUACUCUGCUGGAGACUGUGAGAAGUGUGUGUACUGUGUGAGUGAGAUCACGACAUUAGAGAAAAUCGAUCGAUAGAAUGGUGAGAUCUGGCACAGCUUCAUGUUUCAAGCUCAUCAAUUGCGCCGGCAACAAUGACUCCGUCGACAGAGAUGAUCUUCAAGCUCCUGAGAGUAAGGGCUCAAGUGAUAGAAGUAGGUGGAGUUUCCGGAAAAGAUCUGCAAGACAUCGAGUGCUGAGCAACUCUGUUACCUCAGAAACACCUUUUGUGAGCAAGACUGAUCCGGAUACUGCUGCUGUCAGCUUGCAGACGCAGGCUAGCUCUACUAUUCGAGAUAAAACCUCUGCUGCUCAAUGGACAGAGGAGAAAAACGAGGUGCAAAUUCCUGUGGAUUCAAAAUCAUCAUCAGCUAUAGCUUCUGCCGAGGAUGAGAACGGAAUUGCCAGCAUCCUGGAUGAAGCAAUUGUAAUUGUCAUCCAAUCUGCAGUUAGGAGAUAUCUGGCUCAAAGAGUGUUAUUGAAGCAUAAGAAUAUAAUUAAGUUGCAAGCUGCUGUACGUGGACACAUAGUUAGGCGGCAUGCUGUGGGUAGCCUUCGAUGUGUCAAAGCCAUUGUUAAAAUGCAAGCGCUUGUCCGAAAACGCCGUGCUCGCUUGCUUCUAAAACGGUCAAACAUUGAAGAAAAUUUAGAUGAAAAGAAUGGAAUUAACAAUCAUGGUUCAUUCAUGGAGAAAGAAAAUACGGGGACCGAGCCAUACACAUAUACUUCCAUAGAGAAGUUGCUAAGUAAUGCAUUUGCACGUCAGCUUCUGGAAUCAACACCCAAGACCAAAACCAUCAAUAUCAAGUGUGAUCCUUCCAAGUCGGACUCAGCCUGGAAAUGGUUGGAGCGCUGGAUGUCCGUUGCAUCAGUGGAAAAUGGACAGUCACAGAAAUUAGAGUUUGCUAAAGAUCAACAAGGUAAGGACGACAUCGUGGAAGCAGACUGCCAACUAGAAACUGCAGUAUCAUCUCCAGAAAAUUGUCAAUCAAGAGACAUCAAGAGUAGUGCUGAAGCAUUGUCACUGGCUUCCGAAGCUGAUAAUAAUGUCAACACAUAUGAUGCAGACAGCUACAACUUUCAAGAAUGCAGGCCAACCGUAUCUUCAGUGAGUCACAGCCACAAGCAGUCCCAUCCUCAAAAUGUUGAACAAGCAAAUUUGAGCAAUAACACAUUAGAAUCUCUACCUGAUGAUCAUAGAGCAUCUGAUGUUUGCAAAGCUGAGCCUGAUUCAUUUCAUGAUCAAUCUGAAAUGGAACGCAGGCAGCAUGUGGACGUGUCCGAGAGAACUGCACCUGAAGGUUCUGAAAUUGAUGGAAAGAAAUCUUCAUCCGUAUCAAGAAAGGCAUCAAAUCCUGCAUUUAUUGCAGUUCAAUCGAAGUUUGAAGAACUUAGUUCAGCUGCCAAUUUAGGAAAAUCAGUUGGUUUGUCCAAUCAAGAUGCUGGUGUAGAUUAUUCUAUGGAUGCUGUUUUACCUGGCACAAAUCAUGCAUUUGGUGCCAGGGAAAUUGAUCAUGCUGAAAGUUCUAUUCCCCAAACUUCUGGAAUUCAAGUUGGUGGCUCUGAAUGUGGGACUGAACUUUCUAUUUCUUCCACACUUGAUUCUCCGGAUAGGUCUGAGGUUGGAGUGGUUGAUUUUGAGAAGGAAACCAAAAGUUCGGAGUACGGCACUGAAAAUCCUAAGAGCAGUCUAAACUUGGAAGUUGAUGAAAAGGUUGAGUCCAUACUCUCGGAGAGAGAUGUAUCACACUCAAAUUCGAGUCAGCCAGAGAAACAGGAGAACAGUACUGCUGUUGAAUCCGAGCAUGUGAGCUCUAUAGUGACUGUUGAAUCAUCUGAGAUAGAGGAGAAGCCAGAUUCUAUUGCCACUGGUGUGCUUGUGGAGAUGGAAUCUGAGUCAAGCCAUCCAGUGUCUAAAUCAUCACCUGAAGCUUCUCCAAGAAGCCAUGUAACAAUCCCUGAAUCCCAUGGAACACCUUCUAGUCAGGUGUCAGUGAAGCCCAAGAGAAUCAGGAGUGGGAAGCAUGGUACCAAACAUAAACAUGGACCUGUAUCUACUGGUAAAGAAUCCCAAUUGGAACCUAAUGAAGAUAAUGGUGCAAGAAGUAGCUCAGAGCAUUUAUCGAGGGAGCAUAAAGCAGGGAAGCGGCGCAACUCCUUUGGGACAGCUAAAACUGAUCAUGGUGAUCAAGAACCAAGGGAAAGUAGUAGUAGCAACUCUCUGCCGAGUUAUAUGCAAGCAACAGAAUCAGCAAGAGCCAAAGCUCUUGCUAAUAACUCUCCAAGAUCAAGUCCUGAUACGCAGUACAAGGAUGUGUACAUUAAAAAAAGACAAUCCCUAUCUGGUUCAAACACAAGACAGGGGUCACCUCGUGUCCAGCGGUCUCUGUCUCAGGCACAGCAGGCUGCCAAGGGAAAUGGAACUCAUUCUCCUCAAGAGAGGAAGUGGCUAAGAUGAACAUAUCGAUGACACAAUGCACAUGAUGCUCAAGAUUCCUUGAAGGUUUAUUUGCGCGGAUUUGACCAAUUUACAGGACUGGCCAUCUGCUGGUGAUUUCUGGCAUUUUGCUCUUUAUGAUUCAUACUAAAACUGGUACCUCAGGCUCAUACUUUUCAGAGGCGGAGAGAUGUGAAGAGACAAAUUUCAUGUAAAUUAACAAAUUGCUCUUAAUUUCUUCUUUUGUUUAUUUUCCCCUGCUUUGCCUAGUGAAGAUUCGUGGUAAGGUUUGCCUGUAUGCUUGCUGUAAUUUGUGAUUGAUCACUGCAUCUUGACACGAUUUUGUGUGGGGCAAUAUAUAAUUAAAAGAAAUGGCUGCUUGGCUAAGUUUUUAAGUCA